Molecule: messenger RNA, 552 nt
Organism: Penicillium vulpinum
Lineage: Eukaryota; Fungi; Ascomycota; Eurotiomycetes; Eurotiales; Aspergillaceae
Exons: 1
Coding region: 1-552 (183 amino acids)
Source: RefSeq, a predicted model, not a curated record
AUGGCCAGCGAAGCCAAUAAGACAACCGAGGCCGCGAGCGACCUCAACCCAAACGGCUUCAUCACUGACCGCAAGGUCGACGGCGAGCGACGUUCCAUCCGUCACUAUAAUGAGGGCCGAGUAUCUGGGCGUGGUAGGAGUGUUGAGGCUAGUCUCCGAACAAAGAUGCACAAAAACUUCAUAGGGACCGGAGGUCGCGCCAGGCCUCCCACUUCCCAUCCCAGGGACGUGUCUGGCCGAUCUACUCCAGCUGCUGCGUCGGAUCCAGCUGAGGUUGCCAAUAUCACUGCCGCCAUGGCCAAGCUCACUGUUGACCAUCCCACUAGCCUCAAGGUAAAGAGACUCAGCAAGAAGUUGAACCUCGAUGCCGAUCCGGGGAUUGAGACUGUCACUCUGCGAAAGGUCACUUCUUCAUCUGUAGCUAGUAUGGCCUCCUCUACGCGCAGCACGGGCACCAACAGUUCCGUCAUUGCUAGGAUUGCGGAUAUUGAAGAUCGAGUAAGGAAGCACAUCAAGACACAGCUCCACCGUAUAAAGGAGGAAGAUGAGUAG